Messenger RNA from Erythranthe guttata (spotted monkey flower), 914 nucleotides. The record is from RefSeq and is a predicted model, not a curated record. Lineage: Eukaryota; Viridiplantae; Streptophyta; Magnoliopsida; Lamiales; Phrymaceae.
AUGGCUGAUGGAGAAGAUGAUAUUAAUCAAUCACCCCUUGUUAUUGAUAAUGGCACUCACAUGAUGAAGGGUGGCUUUGCUGGAGAUGAUGCACAACCGAAACUCGUGAAUAUAGGUGUAGUACUCGAUUUGGGUGAUGGAGUGACCAAUGUUGUUCCGGUUUACGAGGGCCAGACGCUUACGGAAGCUAUUGUGCCGUUGGAUUUUGCUGGUCGUGAUAUCACUAAUUAUCUCGUAAAGCUUUUGGCUGAUGAGAGACGUUACAUGUUCACCACAAGUGCGGAACGGGAAAUUGUGGAUGACAUAAAGGAGAAAAUUGCUUACGUGGCAUUGGAUUUCGAGGAAGAAUCGGAGACUGCUAAUUAUAAUAGUCCAUCUUUCGUGGAGAAGAGUUACGAGUUGCCUGACGGACAAGUUAUUACGGUAGGUCCCGAGAGGUUCCGUUGUGCGGAAGUUCUGUUCAAGCCUUCGUUGAUCGGGGUGGAAGCUUCCGGAAUUCACGAGGCGGUUUAUGGAUCGAUCAUGAAAUGCGAUGUGGAUAAACGGAAGGAUCUUUACGAAAACGUUGUGCUGAGUGGUGGGUCCACUAUGUUUAGCGGUAUUGCGGACCGUUUGGAUAAGGAAAUUACGGGUCUUGCUCCGGGAGGAACGAGGAUUACGGUUGUUGCGCCACCUGAGAGGAAGUACAAUGUUUGGAUUGGUGGCUCAAUAGUCAAUUCUUGCAUCACUCAAUGUUUGUGCAAUUUUAUUGCAAUUUUUGAGGUUAUUUGGAUUACAAAGGGAGAGUACGAGGAAUCUGGUUAUGAAAUUGUUCACAGGAAGUGUUCCACUAAUGUAUUUGCCUGAAUUAUAUGUUUCUUUAUAAUUAAUUUGUGAUUGAGAUAUUUGUUUUUAAUAAGUUGUUAACUGUGUGG